GGAAUUCCACACUGGCAAGGAAGUGCACAGAAUUCCAUGCAAACCAGUAAGUGGGCUGGUGGAAAAGGGAUGGAUUGUUCUGAUCCUGGUAUAUACCCAGCAAGGAAGCAUAGCCCACUAGCUUCUUAGCUGGCUAGUAAACAAUUUUGCUAGUUGGUAAUUCUUGUUGACAUAUGUCUAAGGCUGUCAUAUUCCCACUUUAAGGGAGGGCUUCACCUAGUGGUCAGCUUCAUUGUUACAGUUCGCCAGUUGCUUCAAAAACACCAAUGAUAGCAUCUACUUGCCUGAGCAGAACAAGCUAUAGCUUUUCUAGGAAUGACUUACAGAACUUUGGGACAAUUUAGAGGUCUUCUCCAUAUUUCUGGAGUGUUUGCAUAAAUCUUUUGCUUUACAGUUUACUGUUUGCCCCAGGGUUGUACCAUGCCCUGGUCAAAACAGAAAUCCUUCCCUGACACUUGAACCAUACAGUGGUUGACCUGCAAAGGUGGGAGGUGAAUUAGACUGUCACCUGAUUUAGGCAAGGAAGGUGCACACUUAUGUAAAUCCCAGGAACAUGGGAUGCAGAAGGAAGACAUGCAAUACUGGCAGCGACCAGAGUUGAGUCCAAAGAUAAACCCGUCUGCAAUAGUCUCUACUGCAUUAAAGCCAUCCCAGAGUACAGAGUUUGAGGAGCAACAGUAGACCGGAAUUUACCAAGAGGACGCUCUCAGCUUUGAUACUGUGAGACAGUAGGCGGUACUUUGCUCAAGUGAGCUGGUAACUACUGGAAACUGGAGAGAGGAGCAAGUUUAAGGACCAAGAACAAUACUACACAAAGUGCAACCGCAUGUAGCUGUUUGUUCCACUGUGCCCAGUUGAGCUCUCCCCCAUAGAAUUGUAGCUCAGAGCCUUUCUGGGAUUCUGACUGCUCAGGGAUCUCUUGCCCUCUUAGAGACACUUCUGGAUAGAUUGCUGCCACUUGAGGCUCAGGUGGCCUCGGUGGCAUGGAGUGCCUUCCAUCAGCUUCAGCUGGUGGCCCAGCUAUGCCUCCAUAAGGAACAGCCUAACUUCUGUUGUCUAUGCUGCUCCGGUAACCUCUAGGCUAAAUUACUGCAAUGCACUACACAUGGGGCUGUCUUUGAAGAUGGUUUGGGAAAUGCAGAUGGUGCAGAAUUCAAUGGCCCAGUUGCUCACUGGCAAGAUGGUCUGAGCACAUCACACCAAUCCUGGCCUGACUGCACUGACUACCAAUUUAGUUUCCGACCCCAAUUCAAAGUGCUGGUUUUGACUUAUAAAGCCUUAUGUAGCUCAGGACCUCAAUGCCUCCAGGACCGCCUCUCCCUAUAUGAAUGAACCCAGACCCUGCAAUUGUCAUCUGAGGAGGUUCUUCAUGUGCCCAAUCUGCAGGAGGUCCGGAGGGCAGCAACACAAAAAUGGGCCUUUUCAGUGGUGGCUCCUUGCUUGUGGAAUGCUCUCCCCUUCAUUGUGUAUCUUUAGGCAGUAGGCAAAAACAUUCCUUUUUUGUCAGACCUAUGGCUUUUUUUGCAUAGGUGAGAUAUUUUAAUUUAGUUUUUUUUAAGAAUAGAAUAUUAAAAAGACUUUUUAAAAAUGCUGGUUUAAUGCAUGUAUGUGUUUGCUCAAAAUACUUUAAGUCACAUUGAGUUGCUGUGGCAAAAAAGCAACUAAUAAAUAAUAUUUAUAAUAUUUAUAAUAAUAAUAACCCCCUUGCAAAGUCCUCAAAGGCUGGCCUGAUGGCAACCCCCAGUAGAUGGGAAACAAAGCUACACCUGUGAUGCCAUGGGUCUGGUGAUCAAGUCCGCAAAAUCUCAGCAUCCUACGGCCCUCAGCCCUUAAUUCUUCUGAAGGCUUUCUCUUUACACUUCUCCUUUCUGGUUUGCUCCCCGAUUGUAAAAAUCUGAUUUGAUGUACUGUUUAUGAAUUACAAUUCCCAUCACGUCCUUUUCUUAUACUGAGUCAUGCCUUCAAUGCAGUUCUUUCAACUGGCCACAGUGUGGCCACACUGGGCUAAGAAAGCACAGCCAACUAACUACAGGGGAUUCAGGACGAGCAGAAGCUUAUAUAUUUUGCUAAAAUGGGUGAUGUCACAGACGGCUUAUAAAUCCAAAACCCACCAGAUCAUCUCUCUCUUCUCAAAAGAGGGAAAUGCUGCAGUGGCUCUGAAAGUUCUACAAUUAAAGCCUGCAGAGCCAAUGAUCUGGGAAGCACCCAGCGGCCCCCUUCCCGCCGGCCGGCUCAGAGCCAGAGCGUCUGGCAGCAGCACACUUACAUUGAUCAUGGCAUUGGACGUGAUGCGGAAGAGGGUGGCGCGCUCGUUGACCUGCUUGAUCUUCUCGUUGCUCUCGGCAGGCAGCUUGAGGGUCUCCAGUUCGCUGAGCGAGCGCUGCAAGGCCGUCCCGUGCUUGGCUAUCAGGUCGUUGCAGGUGCUGAGAUCCUCCACCUUGCUAGAGAGGGUGCGUAGGGUGUUCUGCAGUUCCGUCUUGUCUGUCUGAGACACUGAUUCUUCAUCACCCGACUCAUCUGUAGGGAAAAGGCUGCAGCUUUUAACACCUUCAAGGCAAGGCUCACCCUAGAAGCAGAUGCAUUUCCAGGUCCUCCUUUAUUCUCAGCACUGGCACCUAGCUUCAGGGGACUAAAGGCAGCCUGUUUCCUCUCCCCACCCCCCACCAUUAUGUGAUCCCUUUCCAUAGUCCAGUGAAGAUACUGGCCAAUGUUGGGGCUACAGGUAGCUAACAGGGAAAUCUCUCUUGCCAGUUCAAUGGUUUGUUGAAGCAAAGGACAGGAUUUCUAAUCCCACCCCUCCAUUUUAGCAAGGAACUAAGGUGUAAAUUGUGGUACUACAGAUAUUAUUGAUUUCAGGGUUGGUGGUGUUUUGUUUUUAAAAAUCCUUUUCUGAGUAUAUAGACACAAAGCAGUGGAAUCAAAGCAGAAAUCAAACUUGCAGUGAUAAAAAACAAUAAUCCCAAAGCUAAUUGGGAGCAAUAAAGACAGUAUAAAUAUUCAAAGGGUAAAGAUCAUUGGGAACCUCUGAAAAGUAGCAGCUUUAAGGUCUGAUUUCACUAUCUGUGCUCCUUAAAGCAGAAGUGAGAAAUAUAUUGGCAAAACCAAGUAUCCCACGCCUACUGUAUGCAACACCUCCUAGUUGCAAGCCAUGAGUCUAUUUAUAAGAGUUGUGAUGUUUAAACACAUUUCUCCACACUGCAAGAUCAUGCCAUUUCUCUGGAAAGUCUUACAUUGUUCGGAGCCCAAUCUCUUGUGUAACUUUCCUCCCUCCAACAGUGGGUUUAUAAUGUUAGGAAUGCUCUGGCGAGUGUGUGGGUAUAGGUCUUUCUCUUGCAAUACCAGAACUCAAGGUUACCCUGUGAAACCGAUUGGUGGUAAGUUCAAGACAGGCAAAAGAAAAGCAGCUGUUUCUCUUGAAGUAGUUAACAUAUGGAAUUCAAACACCGUAAGCAACCACUAAAUAAAAAUGGCCCCUUGUUUUUCUUUGAAAAAGAUUGGACAAAAUGAAUUUAGAAUGUGUCUUUUAGGUAUUAUUAGCAAUGAUACUUAAAUGGAACUCGCAUGCUCAGUAGCAAGAUGUUGGAGAUAAACAACAGAAGACCCAUCUCUCUCUCUUUUUUGGGGGGGGGGGUACAUUGGAGGAAGACCAUCACUUUUCAUGCCCUGUUUGUGAACUUUCAGAGGCAUAUGGCAGGCUGCUCUUUAAAUGAGGAACUAGAUGGACUUUUGGUCCAACUCAGCAAGACAGUCCUUACAUUCUAGUGAUUAAAAAACACACACAAAUGGUUGGCUCACUCUUGUGCUUCGUCAUUACCAACAAGUAAUGAGUCCCAAAGUAGAAUGAUAAGGAACUUACAAAAAACUAUCCGAUCGGAUGGGGGAAUGUCUGCUGCAAGCAAUCAAGAGAAAUACUAUUCAACAAUGAGACAUGAAAUCGCUGAGGGGAAGAGUACAUGAGAGCACAGUAUCUAGAAGGCAACAUUUUGAGUGUCAACAUAGCAGAUAAAUUAGAUAAACACGCAAACAGAGAGAGAGAGAGCAGGUAUUAACAUUUGGGAGUCGGAGUUUCAGUAUCAUGAGCUUGGAAUCUCAUGCUGUAGAUAAUGACGAUGCACACAAAUAAAUGCCUCUCUCUCCCAUUAUUUCUUUAGCUUUAGGUUUAAAAGGGGAUGGGGGACCGGGAUACUGAAAAUUCAACAGAGCUAAGAAGGGCUAAUAUUUGAAACUCUGAUGCCUAAGUCACAACACAAUCUAAUGUUACUGGGCAAAGGACAUUUUGUUUUGAAAACACUGAAGAAAUUCUUUCUGGUAAAGCUGCCAGAUACCUCUUCUUUUUCUUUAGAAUUCUAUGAAAAUAAAACAAAACCCCCAUCAGUAGCUGGUGGCACUUUUUCCACUUCUUUCCCCUUCUACACAGAGCAAAUAUGUCCUACAGAGAAGAGACAAACAUGUUUGAGACACCAGAUGGGGGGACCCAGGAGUCGAGGGACCAAAACUCCUUCAAUUCAAUGCAUGAUUUAUUCAAUACAAAAAUGGACAUUGGGCACUUGCUUUUGACACUUAUUUUACCUAAUCAGAUACAUCAGCUACUGUCAGCUACUGACAGAUGCUUUAGCUCAGGAGCCACCAGAUUAUAAUGUGAGGCUCAGCUGAUUGGGUGAUGUGCAAAGCAGAUUUGGUACUGACUGCUAAAAUGCACUUUUGGUUUGGGAAACAGAAAGCUAACCAUUCUGAAAAGCCUGAUGCUUAAAAAUAUAGCCACAUUUUCCAGAGGCCUCAUGCUAUAAACCACAAUGGCCCCAAGUGGCCUGUUUCCUUGGUAUGUCACACGCACAAGGCAAAGGACACCGAGCAAUUUGUAUGAGUAACAAACGUUUGGUGUUUGGCAGAAAACCUUGCCCCAAGGAGUUGGAGCUCUAAAUAGGAUGGAACAGGACAAACUGGAAGAGAUGCGCCCUCAUGUUAACCCCAUGGCCUAGAAUAGACUAGGAAUUGUUCUCUGCAGGUAUUUUAGCCUAUAUGCGUUUCACAGGUGAGGCUACCUACCAAGGGUAGCCCAAAAUCACAAACAAACAAGCAGGGUAGGAUGAGGAGAACAGAAGACUCAGCUACUUCCUGUUUGCCCCAGUGCUAUUAGCCAACACCAAAUCUGCUCAGAAGAUCUCAUUUCUCCAUUUGUCAUAUUGAUUUUCCUGGGUGUCUCCCUCCACAAUAAGCUCUCUUGAGUUUCUCAGCGCUCACCCACACCCACCUCCUGCUUCAUUUGCACUGCCCUGAACACACCCUUUACCUGAUUCUGCCAGCAUCUUGACAGCUUUGGCCUUGGCCAGCUCUAGAGCUGUGACCCAGCGCUGCCUCUCAACCUCUGAGUUGGCCUUCAGGUGGUAGGUCUGUGCCCCUCCGUUGGAAAUGAUGAAGUUGCAGGAGUCCUCCACUGUGAUGUUAGCCGUGGCCAGGUUGAUGGUUCCACGGCAGGUGUGUCGCAUCUCUGCCUUCGAUCUGCCAGAAGGACAAAGUAGGAGGGCGGUCACCAGGGCAUGAAGAAGCACAAGCUUCAGAGGUCUAAUCUCAAGACGCAGAAUAAUGAGACAAGGGUACCACAUUUGGGAACAGGCAGCAAGUGAGAGUCCUAGGUAUCUGUCAUUUCCAGGGCAAUAGGGAAUGAUGGGUCAACAGCUACAAGGAAUAAACACCACUGUGUUUCCCUGACUGGUAUGUAAACUGUCUGCUGCUAUUCCCACAUGUAGGUAGCUGUCUGAGAAUGUCCACCACAGCAGAUUGCUGAAUGGGAGCCACCUGAUGCCAUGAGAUUCAAAUAAUAAAAAAGGCAGAUGUCUAGUUCUUGAAACAAUGGAAGUCAGCUAGAGGGGAGGGGGCAGAAAUGUGCAGGUGGGAUUUUUUUCAAAAUGAAAAGAUUGAGAACAGGAAGGGGAUUGGCUGGAAACUUAAGUGGACUGCGAUAGUAGCAGAACUUCUUCUGUCUAGUGCAACUACGAAUAAGAAUUCUAUUGCCUUGCAUUUCUGAUCCUUUCAACAUACCUCUAGCUUACAGGCACACCCUAAACUUCAGACAACCACUAGUUAUCCUUUGUGCAGCACUGUUUUGAUUUGCAAACCUUUUGGAUGUGCUUUAGCUCUCUUGACAACCUGGUGAGGCAGCAAUUUCCAGAAGGGCAGCAAAGACAAAUACUCCUUUUGGUGAGGCAGGUGAAUAAUACUUUAUGGAUGGAAAAGAAACUAGCAACUUGGCUAAUGAGUCCAUGACGGAAAUGGAUUAUGGAGACCUUAGUUUGACUCAUUUAGGAGGCUUUUUAGAUAAAAACAAACAUGCAUGAAAACAUGGCUGGAUUAUAUACUACAGGUGAUUGACAUGGGAAGGAUUCAGUCAUAUGAUCUAUGUAUCUAGAUAUCUAGCCUUCCCGCUGCCAUAUUAGUUUUCUUUGUGUAGGACUUAUUGAUGGUCCAUGGAGGAACAUGAAAAUCAAGUGCAGACUGAGGUACUAAAGUCCAGGAACAGUUUUACCAGAGGGCUAUUUGUCCAGAGCUGCCUCCUGCUUUGGACCGUAUUAGCUGGGUUUCCAAGUCCUACCCCGUUUCCCAAAAUUAUGCAGUGGUACCUUGGUUCUCAAACGCCUUGGUACUCAAACAGCUUGGAACCCAGAAGUAAGUGUUCUGGUUUGUGAACUUUUUUCAGAAGUCAACCGUGCUCUGUUUUGAGUGUUACACUUCCAAUUUGAGUGUUACGCUGAGGUCUGUCUGCUUUUGGUAUUUAUUUUGCGGUUUUGCUUCUGCGGCUCUUUUUUGUUUGUUUUUGCGACUGUGUGGAACCCAGUUCAGCUACUGACUGAUUGAUUGUGACUGCAGCACAUUGUUUAUUACUUUCAUUUUAUGGAUCAAUGGUAUUGUUAGAUAGGAAAAUUCAUGUUAAAUUGUUGUUUUAGGGUUUGUUUUCCAAAGUGUGGAAUGGAUUAAUCCAUUUUGCAUUACUUUCUAAGGGAAGCGCGCCUUGGUUUUGGAAUGCUUUAGUUUUGGAACGGACUUCCGAAACGGAUUCAGUUUGAGAACCAAGGUACCACUGUAUAACCAAACUGUCAUCUGUCCAAUGUAUGGCAAUCAGAUACAGUCUGCACAAAGUUGUAGGCAUCCUGUCACUUGCGUUGACUAAUCAUUAAACUGACGUGCUGAAAGUUAGUGAGCAAGUUAUUUACCACUCACUUUCUCAAAUGCUUGGCAAUACUGCACAACCCAAAUAGAAGUUGUUUCCCCACUUUACAAAAUAUGUAAAGCGAUUCCCUGGCUGGGAUGACCCCCUUGAGUGGGGCAGAAGGGAAGGAAAAGUCUCCUCUCUGUUACUGUGAUCACUAGUGGCAGGCAUUUCUAUUAAUAGGGCAAUCUCUUGAACUUUGCAGAGCGUCCUGAUAAUUUCAACAAGCUGGCCGUCCCAGCCACACACGCAAGAGCGGACAGGCCAGAUGGUGGGGGAUUUUACAUUCAAUAUUGGGACUCGGCCAGACUUGUAGGAGUUUGGGGGCGUUAAAGCCAGAACUAGACGCAGACCAAUGCGUCUAAACUCAGAGAAAAUGCUUGAUUCUCAAGAAGCACAUUCACAAGAUAAGGGUGUGCAUGCAUGCGUGCGUGCAUUUGUGCACCACCGUCCUUCCCAAGCUACAAGACUCUUGUCUACAUGCUCAUUAAUGCAAUGCACAUACACAAAUAUAUGAAUAUUUAUAUUAUGGUUUCAUUCACUGAUGAGUGUUUUAGAUAAAGUGUAAUGGUAAUUCCACAACACAGAAAAAUUGUCUGCGAUUCCUUCAAAUGUCCAGAAAUUUGGCAUUUUUACCCUCUCCCUCAAAACACAGGGAGAGAUCUGUCUCAACACCAAACAAUGAAAUGAAAUAUUGGGCUGAAGGAAUUACGGGGAUAGACAGAAUUUGCAGCAGCAUCCAGAAAAACCAAGUUUGAUAUUGGGUCUACAUGUAACCUAUUGAACUUGAGCCACUAUACAAUGGAAAACAGUAAUAUAUCUAUUAUAGAUAUUAUUAUAGGUACAAUUAUUAAAGAUAUCAUUAUCUUUUAUAGAUAUUAUUCAACAGAGCAGAUGCACUGAAAUUCAUUUCAAGGGAUCUACUCAGAGCAAAAGUUAAGUCAAUUACCACCCAGCCGAUUCAUUUGCACAUUUGUAUACAGUAUAUGUGUAUCACAUAUCCUCAAGACACAGGCCUACAGGGAAUUCCAGAGCUUGCCAGGAAGUCUCAUGGAUGGGAGCCCAGUGUGGAUAAGGCAGUUGGAAUGCAAAAGGCCUCCAGACAGCCAGGCCACCAUUCAUUUCAGUCCCCAAUUUUCUCAGCAUUCCCUCUGCCCAAGGCUGCGCUUACAGCUUUCCCAGUUUUGCAGAAAUGACUAAGUAUACAUUCCGCCUACCUUAAGGCUCGCCAAAUCCCUCCCCACUCUCAGCCCAAGACAAGAACAAAGUUCCCUAUGUAUUGACCUGGUACAAGGCAGAGCCAUCUCCUUUCCACUGCAAGGCUGAGUAGCACAUAGGCAACAACAAUGCACACACACAGCCUGCUUGGGGCUGGCACAGAGAAACUGCCAGAAUGCUUCAUCGCAGAGGCCCCGGGUUUACUGCUUCCUCCUAAAGCUUGGGCAGAGGGUAACUUGGCAUUCCUUCCUUCCAGCAGGCUGAGUCCACUGGGGAAAUAUGAGCCUUGCUUGCCAGCUAUUCUUAUCCUCCAGAGUCCAGUUACUUUAUGAAUAAUACAGACCAAACUACGGGAGAGGCGCUAACAAGUCAGCCAUCUCUGCCUGAGUAAGGCAUGGCUCCCUCAAAAUAUAGGCCUUUAAAUUAAAUGUUCGCUGGCUAAAAACCAGGAUGUCUACACAGGGGCAAAUUCCCAAAGAAGUGGCACAGGGUGAUUUUAAUACCUUUGGCUAGAUUUGGUGUGAGGAGAGCAAGGGUCUGCACUAACAAUGCAGGCUUGAUGUCAUUCAAAGAUGAGUAGACAACACACAGAGGGAGGCAUUAAUAAGAAGGGGCUGCAGACAGUCAUCCAUAGUAUCAUAGAAUCAUAGAGUUGGAAGAGACCACAAGGGCCAUCGAGUCCAACCCCCUGCCAAGCAGGAAACACCAUCAGAGCACUCCUGACAAGUGUAUGUUUGUCUGGAGGCAGCAGACCCCGAAUCUCAGCACCAAGAAUCCCAUGGCAUUCCCCUGACAGUAGCCAGUACUCCUGGAUACUGGCUAUUUUAGUCUUCCUUGGAUGUUUGUACAAAACAUUCCUUCCUAUAGGAUCGCUAAAGCCACCCUCCUUGCCACCGUCACAAAAUAUGGAUCAGGAGAUAAGUAGAGCACAACAAAUAGUCCAAGUGAACAUCACUAUUGCAAGUACUUUACCAAAACCUCAUCAGAAGGGACUUAGUGUCUCAUUAGCACAUUCUUAUAGUAGAGGGCAGAUGAGACUCAUAGGAAAAAGACAAAGGUCACCCUACUACCUGUGCCUACAGCACUGCACGGCUGAUGUUGUGAUACAUUCAACCAAUCAGUAAAUAUGUCAUCUAUCCAGGCACGUCAGAGAGAAAUUGUAUGUAAAGUAGGCCAGGAUCUGGUGGGGUAGCAAUAACUCUGGAAAGGGACGUGUCUCUACUACAAAUUUAAAUUGGUUUAACUAUCACAAUUCCUAACCAAGGGUCCUGGAAGUUAUAGUUGUGUCCAGAGGUGCCACCUUCCAAAGUACAUUGAGGGGGCCUGAUGCAACGUCCUGACAUCGCUUGUGCCCAGCUCUGUGUUCAGCCUCAACAAUGGGGGCCUCGGCCCCCUCAAAAAAGCUACAGUUCAAAAUCCUUUGCAGGAAAACGUGAAAGCUAACUCAAAUAUUGCAGAGGUGCCUUGGCUCAAGUGUCCCUGAAGGAGCAUUUCCACCCUCAUCAUUCUGCCCGGACACUGAGGUCCAGCGCCGAGGGCCUUCUGGUGGUUCCCUCACUGCAAGAAGUGCGGUUACAGGGAACCAGGCAGAGGGCCUUCUCGGUAGUGGCGCCCACCCUGUGGAACGCCCUUCCACCAGAUGUCAAGGAAAUAAACAACUAUCUGACUUUUAGAAGACAUCUGAAGGCAGUCUUGUUUAGGGAAGUUUUUAAUGUUUGAUAUUUUAUUGUGUUUUUAAUAUCCUGUUGGAAGCUGCCCAGAGUGGCUGGGGGGGCCUGGCCGGAUGGGCGUAGUAUAUGUAAUAAAUUAUUAUUAUUAUUACUAAGUUAGAGACUAACUCUCUUAUGUUUCUGAGGAGCAUACAAUUCACAACAGAAAGGAAGACAAAACUGGCCAUGUAUUAGAUAUGCAUAAUUUACUGUUUACUAUCAGUCGGAACCCAAAGCAUCACCCUCAUAAUCCUUCUUAAACAUGGAAGUGACAAUAGGUUAUGUAUGGCCCAUUAACACAGGACAACCCAAACCUGGCAAAAGCAUAGGAUAUUAACUGCAACACCUUGAUAUAUGUGUCACACCAUCACAUAUAUAAGCAAAAAGCACCAUCUUUUCUUUUUCACCUACGGGUUUCUAAACCACCCCAUGGAUCUAAUAAGACUAAUAAGACCCCAUUCCAAAGUCUAUAACAUCCAAUUUAAAUGAUCAAGAAUAAGAGCCUCAGUUUGGCUGUACUGAUUUAAAUCAGUAUUGCCAUUUUUAAAUGUAUGCAUUUCCUGAACAAGCAAGUGUACUGAUCUAUUGGGUAGUAACUAAACAGAACCUUUGUACAACAUAGGAUCAACCAAAACCUUUGAUCCCGAAGCCAACAUGCCUUUUGCACUGCAGAAUUAUAUCUGUUCAGAGAGAAAAAAAGAUUUCUGCUUGGCUUUCUCUGUUCACAUGCCAGAUCACUUACCUGAAGACUAAAGGCUGCAAUCUCUAUGUAGAUUUACUUAAGAUUAAAUUCCACUAAACACAAUGGGCACUUACUUCUGAACAGACAUACAGUGGUACCUUGGUUUAAGAACAGUCCGGUUUAAGAACAAUUUGGUUUACAAACUCCGCAAAACCAGAAAUAGUGUCUUGGUUUGAGAACUUUACCUCGGUCUAAGAACGGAAUCCGAACGGUGGAAGGACACUGGUGGCGAGAGGCCUCAUUAGGGAAAGCGCACCUUGGUUUAAGAAUGGUUUUGGUUUAAGAACGGAUUUCAGGAACGGAUUAAGUUCGUAAACCGAGGUACCACUGUACAUAGGUUUGGAUAUUAAUGCUGUAAUCCUACUCAUGCUUAUUUGGAAGCAGGUCCCAUUGAAUCAAGUGAGAUUUCCUUCCAAAUAAACAUGCAUACAGUUGAGCUAUAAUGGUGUCCGGAACUUUCCAGGAGCAAGAGCUGGUACUUAGCGGACAAAAUAGUGUUUCUCCCUGCAUUAGAAAGAAAUAAUAUCCAUGCUGCUUCCUUAGUAAAGCCCUAAACAUCAACAUUUAACUGAACAUGUCACAGGACUCAUGAUGUUGGGAGGGUGCAAAACAGUACAAUCCAACCAGUCAGGGUUCUGAAUAUUUGUGGUGUUAUACAGGAUGACAUUUCCUAGAUCCUCAUGCAUUGGAUAAUUGGUCUCCAGUACCAACAGGAAGACACAGCAGUGUAUCACAUUUACUGCUUGAUCUCUGAUGUUGAAUAAUUUUCUAACAGACCUUGUUUUUGCACAGAAAAGCAAGCUGCAAAUUAGAGGGCUUAAUAGAUGGCCAUGAUGAAGUUUUAGAGAUUAUGUGUAAGCAUUCAAUUGCUUGUUCGUAUGGGCGCCUCUCAACUUACACAGGGGUUACAUUCCGGGAAUAGUGCAUAAAGCCAAAAUCGCAUAUGGUCAAAACACAUUGGGUUCAAUGGUGGGUGGGAUUGCCAAAGUAUUUUUCCCAAAACACCUGCUCUUCUCUGCUAUAUAUACACCAGGCAUGUCCAACAGGUAGAUCGUGAUCUACCGGUAGACCACUGGACGUCUGCAGUAGAUCACUGGCUCCCCCCAAAGAAGCUGAACAACGGUGGCUCCCCUUAAAAAAGCUCAACAUUUUACCUCCUCCCUGAAAAAACUCAACAACUUUAACCUGAAUCUCGAAAAAGGGGGUAGGUCACUGCCAGUUUUUAACUCUGUGAGUAGAUCGUAGUCUCUUGGGAGUUGGCCACCCCUGAUAUAUACAGUCAUACAUUAAAACACGAAGUCUGUUGGAAGUCCGUUCAACUUCCAAAACAUUCAGAAACCAAAGUGUGGCUUCUGAUUGGCUGCAGGAAGCACCUGCAGCCAAUCAAAAGUCAAGGAAUUCGCACCGGACAUUCGGCUUCCAAAAAUAGUUUGCAAACCGGAACAGUCACUUCUGGGUUUGCGGCGUUCAGGAGCCAAAACAUUCGAGAACUAGGAAAACCAAGGUACAACUGUAUAUAUAUGUAUAUAUCAUAUAAACCUGCAUGUACACAAUUUAAAUGUGUGUUCAGUUAAGAUUUUCUUUAAAAUUCAGUUGCUUUUAAAGAGAAACACUAUAAAUUAAAUAUUAAAAAGAAAAAAAUGAUUUGGCAAUAUCUAACAGUAGUCAUAUUUAAGAGAAGACCCAUUGAAAUCUUGGGUCUACUCAAAAUUCAAAGCAGUUGGAUUUUUCUUCUCCAUUUUUAGCUGCUCUGAGCUUCAGGUUUCCAAUUAUGGGCUCUCUGAUGUUCCUCAGCUGCCUGGUCUAAAGGCAUUUAUGACCUACUAUGUGAUACCAGAACAGAUAAGCUAAUGGCAUCCAGAAAAGCCAUAAACCCCAAUGUGUGCAUCAGAGCAGAUCAACCAACAAGAUGUCACUGGUUGAAGAGGACAAUGAAAUAAGCUGCAAGGUCAGAGGACAAGAUUUAUUGGGUGAAUGAGUACACAGUCUAUGAGUGAAUGAGAACACACUUCAGAUGGGCCCUUAGCUAGUUAUGAGUGAAAAACAAGCAUUUUCCUAAACUUGGGCGAAUAAUCUUUCCUGUAACCCACUAGUGAAAAGGGGCUCUUUCUCUGUCAAACUGGUCACCACCAUAUUAGUCUGUUGUAACAUACACAUCAAAGUCUUGUGGCUACUUAAAGACUAAUGGAUUUAUUACAACCUUGCAUUUUGCAGCAAGGACUUCCAUGCAGGUAAGUGAACAGGUUGGUGGAAGAAGGAAAUGUGCUACUCCUUCUUCACUAACCUGCUGCAUUUCAUGCUGGCCACAAACGAAAGGAUUUCUGUCCCUCUUGGUAGAAGGUUGUGUGUGUGUGUGUGUGUGUCUGUGUGUGUUUAUGUAUACACAAACACACUAACCUGCUAAGAUGCUACUAGCCUAUUUUUCCAUGCUGGCCAUGGAGGAGGAGCUUCUAGCCUCUUAGCAGACAUUUAACAGGCUGAUUUAUUAUGGCAGAAGCUUUCAAGGUUGGAGUCCUGAUGCAUCUGACAAAGUGGACUCUGAUCUACGAAACCUUAUGCAACAAUAAAUUUGUUGCUUUUAAGGUGCCACAAGACUCCUUAUUACUAUUUGACCACACUCUUUAUUCCCUUUACUACUGCACCUUCAAGGUCUGUUUCUGAAAAUGCAUACUUUUAGUUCAAAAUGUUAAGUUAACAGAGGCCCCACAAAAAAUGUGCAAGGGGAAAGAUGUUCAAGGAGCCUCAUUCGUACUCCAGACUUAACAGCAAUGCAAAAGAACAUCAGCAGAGAAGAAAAGAUGCAUAUGGCAUAGUAAGGCAACACCUGCUACACAGCUAAUUAUUACAGGACACUGGAGUAGGCUCCACCCACCUGUCAACCUUGACCCACAAGAGGUGGGGAAAAUAACAAUCUGGCUCAUUGGCCAAAUCUAGCUCUCCACCCAUGGAUUAGGGCUGCUAUCCUUGGAUGCAAGUGUCAUUGACUAUAAUGAGAGCAAACAUGCGUAAGAUUGGAAGCCCAGAUUCCAGAAACACUUCUCAUUAUUCCAUAUCUCCAUUCACCCUCCCACUACUUAGAUUUCCCUUCUCUUUAGGAAAUAACACAGCUGACGAGCAAAGCAGGGGCAAAAAUGAGAACCUGAGCUCUCUCCCUAAAAAUCUCAGAGGCAUUCUAUUACGUUAGUUUCAACAUACUUUUGAUUAGCAAGGUAGCUGGAAUAAUAGUUUUUCUCCAGAAGUUCUGUUUGAUAUGCUGCUUGACAAUCCUCCUGUUUUAUGAGUGGAAUACAAUUAGUUGAAGUAAGCACAACAGGUGCAAGCUUGGGCAGUAUGUAUGGAGAUCCUGGGCUGCCCAGACAACAAAACCCUCCUCUUAGCCUCACUGCUGUGGUCCAAAGGUAAGCAGAGCAGUAUGUUUGGCACCAGCUGGGCUGCAAUUGUUUGAAGUGAUUUGUCUAAUUCACAAAUAAAUGUUCAUUUAACAUGCAGAAGUAGCUGGAAUAGGAAUGCACAUACAGUUUGGAAGAAAGUAGGUGAAAACUGCUGGGGCUUUACUAUUCAUCAGUGAUAUGGAGUAACAUUUAUGUGAAAACACAAGGGUGGCGCAGACAUACAACACAGCACUGAAAGCUAUGAAGGGUUGCUUAGAGAGACAGGCAACAUAUGAUGCUAAGUAUUUGUUUCUACAUUUGCAGAAGACUCAUGAAGAAACUGAAUCAUUUGAAGAAAGGUUUUGAAGCACGGAUGGUUUGGGAACUCACAGUUUAAGUAAGUAACUCAAGGUAGGUUUUGUCAUAAGUAAAAGGCCUCAUUGUUUGGUUUCGUUACAUUUGUAACACAGCCUUCCUUUAUGGAGUACAGCAGCCCCCCCCCCAACUCGGCCCUCCAUAUGUUUUUGGGACUACAACUCCCAUCAUCCCUAGUUAACAGGACCAGUGGUCAGGGAAGAUGGGAACUGCAGUCCCAAAACAUAUGAAGGGCCAAGUUUGGGGGUGCCUGGAGUACAGGGUUAUCCUAAUUUUUUUCACAAUGAGGAUGAUUAAGUUGAGAGUUAAGUUACUUGCCCCAGGCUACUUGUUGAGCUCCACAGCCAAGUAGGAAUUUGAACAUAGCUCUCAAUCCUAACAAGGGAAGGAUGCAUAGGGCAAAUACAGUUUAUGUGCAGCUUCUAACCUACUGGGAAGAAUUUCUCUCCUAACCAAGGAAUGUUAGAAGCAGUGAUUUCAGAAAAGCUAUUUCUAUUCCCAGCUUACAUGGCCCCACAGCUAACAUUGCCUGUGAUAGUUACCUCUGCCAAAUCCGCCACACCCAGAACACAGGUCUUUUGGAAAAAUGGCUUGUGACCAUCAUAGAAUUAUAUCAACAGGCCUACAUUUUUUGCAUUUCUUUUUAAGUAUCAAGUACUGUACACCAAAACACAUCACAGAGGAUGUAUCUCUCAGACUGUGUGUUGCCUGUGCCAUUGGUUGCAACAGAGAAUCAAAAAGAUGUGGCCCAGUGAUGCUGCCAAGGAUGUGGAGGAGGAGGAGGAGGGUGUCUUAGAACACAUUUGGCUUUUCUGCUGGCUGGCAUAAAGGGAAGGAGAAAGCCGCAGAAUGUCGCAGGUGUGGAGAAAGGGGAAAUAAUGUGGCUAUCACCACCCUCAUCUUCAUGUCAGAAUGCAGUUACAGUGGUACCUCGGAUUAAGAACCUAAUUUGUUCUGGAGGUCCGUUCUUAACCUUAAGUACCACUUUAGCUAAUGGGGCCUCCUGCUGCUGCUGCCAGAGCACGAUUCUCAUCCUGAAGCAAAGUUCUUAACCCGAGGUACUAUUUCUAGGUUAGUGGAGUCUGUAACCCGAGGUACCACUGUACAUGCCAUGCAUAUCUGAGGUGGGGGUAGGAAUGUAAGGCAGAAUAGCUGAGGGGAGCCUCAGAGGUGUGGAAGCCCCCCUGAUGCUUCUCAAGACGUGGCUAAGCCAUGACACCCUCAUGCCACGUGGCAGGGAAGGGGCUGCUCCACACAGAGGAGGCUGCUGCUGCUGCUCCUGCCACGCAGGCUUGGCCAGGGGGAGGAAUGCCCAACCGGGUGCAGGCCGGCCAAAGGGAAAGAGGGUCACAGGCCUUGGGAGGCGCCCUGGGUGUGACCGGAGCCGGAAAGGGGCGUGGCCGGCCACCCUGGCAGGGCCGGCAGACGGGGCGUGGCCUCACCUGUAGUAGCUCAGGAGCCCGUUGCUCAGCACGAACCAGCGCCGCUGAUACCCUUUGAUGUAAUUGGUCCAUUUGAAAAGCCAGCCUUCGCGGGCUGACCCGGAAGUGGAGCUGGUGGACCCGGAAGCGGAAGUAGAGCUCCCCCCUGGAGUGCCUGUCACCCCCCCUGGGGCCGGUCCCCCAGGGCCCAGGGUGCCUCCUCCGCCGCCAGGCCCGGGAGAGGGUAGCGGGGGCGCUGGGCCGGGCCCACAGGUCGCUCCUGGGACGGAGGCGAUGGGGCCGCCCGCUCCUCCAGGCGUCGUCGCUGGGCCGGGUCCCGCCGCUCGUAACUCCGACAUGGCACCGCGCAGCACCGCCGCCGCCUUCGCGAGCCCCGAACUGCCUCGGCCAACGAGAGACCAGGAACCGCCGGAGGCUGAGCGCCUCCCUCCUUCUUGGCUUCUCCCUCCCCCCCAAACGAUGCGCGUCGCGCCGUCACCCAACCCUCCCCAUUAGCAGCGACGCCCACUCCAGGGGCCGGAGUCCCGCUUGGCACCGCCUCCGCGGCUGCUACUGGUCCAAAUAUGCCCAGGGGGCGUGGCUUGAAGCUGCAUUGGCCGGUGAGGCGGCGUCAUUCGCUUCCCAAUAGGCUUUCUUUCUCGCCGCUCCUAUUGGUCUCUUCUCUUGUCCUUUGCAGGUAAAAACCAGUAAGCAGCUCAUGGAGGGGGGGGCGUUGCAAAGACGCUGUCUCUGACGUCAUCGUGGAACGGGAGCUCUGUUGGUUAGAUGGCGAAUGACAUUUGAGAGCCAACGGUAAUGGGCGCCUGUGAAGACGACGAGCCAGGGCUCCAGACCCAAUGCCAUUUGCACCCUAGCAGCCCAGUCCUGUGCCUGUUUACCAGGACACAGGUCUACCGAGUUCCAGGGACGCGCAUAAGAUUCCAGCCUCACUUAAGGUUCCGGCCCCAAAUUACCUGCCAACUCCGUUUUAAGAACUUAACUUUCAAGCAAAUGUCUUUGGGUCUUAUUCCUCCAAAAAUUGGCUUAGGUAGGAGCUCAAAUAUGUGGCUGCAAAAACCUAUACCUUAUGGGGAUAAUCCUGCCGGCAUUGGGCUAACAGGACCAGCUCCCUUAUGGAUCAGUAGGAAUAAAAUGGUGAGUUUUUGGUAAAGGAAAGUGGGGGGCCCCAAGGAUUUCUUGAGGUUGGUGCUUUUUACACAAUCUAGAGUUAGGGAUAACCACGAUUGCUUAAGACAUCAAAUUAUUCAGGGUGGUGGAACACAGAUUGUGAAGAGUUCCAAACAGAUUGCUCCAAACUCGGUGACUGGGUAUUGAAAUGGCCAGUGUGAUGAACUCUUAAGCUGGCAGUGACAAUUGUUGCGCUUUCUCCUCCUGAACAGAUUGCCAAAACCUUUAGAGAGAAACUGCUGGGUUGCUCCAUCUUUCCAUUUUAUUAUUUGCUUUAAGUUAUUUCAAAUGGUUACCACCUCAAGUGCACACAGAAACGCAACAUAAAUGCAGUAAUAAACAAUUGUUCAAAUGUAUUUUUCUUACGGCCAUUGUUGCCCUACCACUGUUAAUAAAUCUG
Molecule: messenger RNA, 17628 nt
Organism: Podarcis lilfordi (Lilford's wall lizard)
Lineage: Eukaryota; Metazoa; Chordata; Lepidosauria; Squamata; Lacertidae
Source: the annotation of a GenBank genome assembly